ACUGAAUUGGUUGUAAUCUGUUCCAUUCUGCUCACUUGACCUGGGACAGUUUUUAUUGCUCUUUGAAAAGACUCAAUUACUGCAAACUAUGGAAACCAGUGAGGGCCACAGAGUCCCAACCAAUUCACAGAGUGGUGUAUGCGUGUCUCCACCACAACCCAUGACAGCUGAGGAACAGCCUCUACAGCAGGGGGACCUCCUGCUGAAAAAGUCACACCAACAGAAGCUCCUGAACUAUACAGAAGCCACCAAAGAGGGUCUGCAUUCCAGGGGCCAGUGGGCGAGUAAAGCUGAGUUCCUCCUGGCUGCGGCAGGGCAGAUCAUUGGCCUGGGCAACGUCUGGAGGUUCCCUUACCUCUGCUACAAGAAUGGAGGAGGUGUAUUCUUUGUGCCCUACUUGUUGUUCCUGGUGUUGUGUGGCAUCCCUCUGUUCCUCUUGGAGACCUCGCUUGGACAGUACACCAGCCUGGGGGGGGUCAGCGCCUGGAGGAACAUCUGCCCAUUAUUUGGAGGAAGAGGGAGGACUGAGACAAAACCCACAGACACCACUGACAGUCCAGGGGGCGUGUCCGAACACACGCACACAGAGACCAGUACAAACGCAGAACACUUAAGGACAGAUAAUCGGCAAGAAAGCACGUACACGGAUGACGGAAACUAA
Messenger RNA from Thalassophryne amazonica, 661 nucleotides. Its product is annotated as sodium-dependent noradrenaline transporter-like. Gene Ontology annotation, biological process: sodium ion transmembrane transport. Lineage: Eukaryota; Metazoa; Chordata; Actinopteri; Batrachoidiformes; Batrachoididae. Bases 89 to 661 code for a protein of 190 amino acids. Gene Ontology annotation, cellular component: membrane. The transcript is spliced from 4 exons. The record is from RefSeq and is a predicted model, not a curated record.